This is a messenger RNA of Cuscuta campestris, 1513 nucleotides long. The record is from the annotation of a GenBank genome assembly. NCBI's taxonomy places the organism in Eukaryota, Viridiplantae, Streptophyta, Magnoliopsida, Solanales, Convolvulaceae.
AUGAGAUUGAAGAAUUGUUUCCCGAAGAGAGACUUUUAUCCAUAACUCAGACCCCGUGAUGGCUGAGAAGGAUUAUGAGGAGGAGGUUCUCAAUGUCACGCUGCCAGCUGCAUUUGAGAUGCGCUUGCCAUCAGGAGAGCCCCGUAAGCAUUUUCGCACAUGGGGAAAGAAGAGAACUCUUCUAGGGCCACUCUCUCUUGAUCAGGCGACCUUAGAGGAGUGGAACCACUGGGAGGAGAUUGAUGGACUACUCGCAGACUCUCGUUGGCGCUACUUGCUCACCUUUGCAGAGCAGUCUAGUUUGGAGCUAACGAUCGAGUUUCUUUGCACCUACCAGUGUCUGCAUGGUGGCCGGCCUAUUAAGGAUGGAGCUGAUGUCAGACUCGAUUCCACCUUGACGUUUUCACUUAGUGGUCGAGCCUUCACCCUUUCCAUGGCCGAGUUCGGGCGUCAUUUGGGGAUAUACACUGAGGAGGAGGCACGCUCCCUUGUCUUUGCUGCUCUUCCGUAUUCCUUACCUUCAGACAUAUACUUCUUCUGGAGUUUGGCAGAAAGGGUUCAGGUGAACCUGGCUAUCUUCAUGGCUCAAUUCUUCCUACUUCAGGGGAAGAGCCAUAGGAAGACUCUUCAGGCAGGACCCUUCGUUACUCGCCUUGCACGUUCCCUUCUACCCGAGAUGCCGGGUAAUUUGCUUCCCAUUGAUCAGAGCAUUCGCCCUCUGAGCACCACAUCUCUCACGAAGAUGGGGAUCGCGAAGAGGCGCCGAGUAGAGGAGAGUGACGAGCCACCCUUGGAUUUCUUUGAUGGGCUUGAUACCACCGUCCAUUCUCCCAUUCCAGACGCCACCACGAGGACUUUCAUGGCUGGGGGUUCUUCUUCUUUUGUUCAGCCUGGGACGUACACAGCCUCGUCGAGUGGUGUUGAGGCAUCCAUGCUCCAGAAGAUCCUGGAGGAGAUGAUGAGAAUGAACACGAGGAUGGGCACUAUCGAGACCAGCAUACAAGACGUGAAGGACAUCAUGGAGACUGACCAUAGCGCCCAUGAGAAGCAAAUGAAGAGGAUGAAUGAACGCCUAGAGUCUCACACUGAGAAGCUCCAUGAGCUUGAGAUGUUGCUCGGUAAGAAGUCUGCGCCUCCAGCUCCUUCAUCUAGAGCCAGCCACCAGUAGUGAAGAUAUUUUAAUUUCUGUUGAUUUUAAACAAUUUUAUUUUGACUUGGCCCGUUUAUUUUGCUACUCUAAUUUAUGCAAACAUUUAUGGUUAAAGCUUGCACUUUAUUGUUUAUUUCAAGUGUGAGGAGGAAUGUUACCCCUGUUCUUUGACUCAUCUCUUGCAUCUCGACUACGACGACGUAGUUCGAUUUAAGUGUGAGGAGGUAGAGUUCGAGUAUCAGGUAUGAUUUGUUGUCUCACUUUCGUAAUUCUUGAUACACACUAAGUUGUAGUCAUAUUUUUCUAAAACUCUUUCUGUUCCUUGCUAUUUUCCUUUUAUUUAAACAAAUUAACUUGUUUCUU